Molecule: messenger RNA, 6321 nt
Organism: Leptopilina boulardi
Lineage: Eukaryota; Metazoa; Arthropoda; Insecta; Hymenoptera; Figitidae
Product: collagen alpha chain CG42342-like
Exons: 17
Coding region: 900-2354 (484 amino acids)
Source: RefSeq, a predicted model, not a curated record
ACCCCCAUACAUUGGCAUUUCCCCGUUCCCAGUCUCCACGCGAGUAUCAUACCGUGAAGAUGAAGAAAAAUGUUAAAACUGUCAUUGUCACGUUUCUGUCAAGUUCAAUUAAUAUAUGAAUCAAAAUCUUGACGAGUUUAAAUGUUAUUCAUUAUACAAUUGUGACAACAGUGUGAUUGACAUAUUAUUAAUCUUGCACUAUGCAUGUGUUUACUUUAAUUUUGAGUAUUUAAAUAUUUGUCCCUGGUUUAUAAAAAAUCGGGAUGUGGAGUUCAAGACGUUUUUUUGAAUUAUAAUGAAAAAAAAUUGGGUGGAGGCGGUAUUAAAGUGACUAAACAAUCGUUAUUUAUCGUAUAUGAUAUUUCCAAUUGUUUUGUGAACUCGUUUAAAGUUGAGUGUACUUCUAAACCAUCGCAUUAUACAUACAGGUGAAAACGAAAGUGUGCGUGUGUCGUAUUCCGGAUGGAUAUUUGAGGACUCGUCUACUUCAUCCGUCCAUACAUCCAUCCAUUUCUUCAUCCUUCCUGCCUUCCACCCAUCUAUCCACUCAUUCAUCCAACCAAUCAUUCAUCCAAAUACAGACACGCUCACGCCCACACACAUUCCUCAUCAAUGUGUUUGUAUUAAAAUUCAUAAAUUCAUCCGUUUAUAAAUAUAACACGCGAAUAAAAUUCCACUAACUCUACAAUAAAUUCCAGAAAAAAAAAGUAAACACAUUUCUUUACAUUCAUUCUUUUAUAUCAGUUACAUUCUGAAUCAAUGUACUUGUAGUACUUUCAUUUCUUUUUUGUAUGUCGCUUAUGUGUGUUUCCUUUUCAUCUCAUUGCACAUGACAAGAGAUCACUUUUAAAUCAAAUUAUUUUCCAAAAUAAAAAAAAAAAAAAAAAACAACAUAUACUAUGGAGUCAAAGGGAAAUUGGCCUAAAGAAAGUCUGGAGGUAUCGAUGCCGAAAAAAUUUCAAAGCAACGAAUCUGACAAAAUCGAGAAAGCGAGGAAGUUCAGCUGGCCUAUAUGUAUCCUCUGUAUUGUCAGUUUAACUAUUUCCGGCGUUCUUGUUUACCGCGAGUAUCUUCUUGAGUCCAGGAUAGCCUAUCUUGAAUCACAGUGUCAAAUUCAACCAGAUCUCAUUUAUCAACGGCUACGACGAGAAUUUGAGCAGCAAUUUAAUGUUCAUUCACCACGUCCCGAGGGAGAUGAAAUUUUUAGAUUAAAAAGGGAUGUCGAGUGUAAUUGUCCACCAGGUCCGCCUGGUGUUCCAGGACCUCCAGGAAAAAGAGGGAGGAAAGGAAAAAAAGGAGACCCCGGAGACUUAGGUACACAGGGUGUAGCUGGGAUUCCGGGGAAAAAUGGUUUUCCGGGUCCGAUUGGAUUAGAUGGACCAAAAGGCGAACCGGGCAAGAGUGGAGAUAAAGGUCAAAAAGGAGAGUUAGGAAGUCCUGGUUAUGAUGUAUUCUCAGCAGUAAAGGUCAAUGCACAGGGACUCGGGCUAAAAAGAUCGGUGACAACUCUUCGAGGCGGCACAAUUGGCUAUGCGGAGAUAAUAGCGUUGAAGGGAGAACCAGGUGAACCUGGACCACCUGGACCCGCGGGUCCUUCAGGAACUGAAGGCUUGCCCGGACACGACGGUAGACAGGGUUUACCAGGAGAAGUUGGACCACCGGGCGAGAAAGGCGCAGCAGGGCCAAUAGGUCCCAUUGGGCCUCCUGGUGCGGCAGGAUCUGUAGGUCAAAAGGGCGAUAAAGGAGACAAAGGAGAUCGAGGUUUAACGACGUCGCUCGAUGGUGAACCAUUUCCGACGGGUGUCUUUGAAGGGCCACCAGGACCCCCUGGACCUGCAGGACCAAAGGGUGAAAAUGGACUUCAAGGAAUGCCGGGAGUGGAUGGGGUUAGUGGAGAACCUGGAAUACAAGGACCUCCAGGAUCGACCGGAGUUCCUGGACCUAAAGGAGAAAAGGGAGAUUAUGGAGAUAUUGGUCCGCCAGGACUUAUGGGUCCACCUGGUUUACCUGGUCCUCCAGGUUAUCCAGGUCAAAAAGGCGAAAAAGGAGAGAAAGGAGAAUCGAAGUACAAAAAGUUGAGGCGGAGACAGGGAGAUGGCACAUUUGAAGUUAACGCCGGUGAAGUUAUAAUGGGACCACCAGGACCACCUGGACCUGCUGGUUCGGCUGGACUCCAAGGACCGCCUGGAAUCAAAGGAGAUAGAGGACACGAUGGAGCCAAAGGGGAUCCUGGAGAAAAGGGAGUUAAAGGAGAUCCAGGUCCAAUGGGACUUCCUGGACCAAUGGGAUUAAGAGGUGAAUCGGGAAAGCCUGGAGAUGGUGGAAAAUCUGGUUCCAUGGUUGGCACGUGGUGAUACGACUAACAACUAACAAGGGAUAGGUACUAAAUUGUUAACAACAAUAACCUAUCUAGCCCACAUCAGCUGAGAUUUCCGGAAUUUACGUUAAAGCUACAGCAUGCGUCAAAACGUAUAUCUCUACAGCAUCUUAGAAGCAUAAAAUUCGUCAGAUUUUUUAAUCACGAAUUUUUGAAUUCUGUGACACAAGUGUGUGCAUAAAAGUUUUUAAAACGUACUUGAGUGUUAAUUUUAAAAAGAAUUUAUCUGAUUUAUUGAUGUCGAAUAUCAAAUAUCCCGUUAAGAGAAAAAAAGCGUAACAUUUUUUUUUUUCAAUACGAAAAAGAAAAAAAAAAAAUAAAUUCAGUGAUAGUUAAAACUAUUUAACAUUCCAGUGAGCUGAAGUGUCAAAUGUCGCGAAAUGGAAACACCAAUUAUUUUAUAAAUUUUAUUUACAAGUUUUAUGAAAAAAAAGAACAUCUUUUUAAUUAAAAAUUUUUUUUUUUGAAAAAAAUUUUUACAACUUUUAUUAUUCUUAUUAAGUUGACGAUAUUUCUAUAACAAUUAACAAGUAUUCGUGGAAUUGAUUCUUUAAAUUUUUAAUUUAAAAAAUAUUUUAUAAAUAAAUAAUAUAAAAUAAAAUCAAUUUCAAUUAUUGAAAAAAUAAUUAAUCAAAUUUAAAAAAAAAAUCAAAGCGACUUUUGUCGUUUCCACUUCAUUUUGCCUCUAGUGCUAAAAUUAAACAAAAAACGCUUUCGAAUAUGUAAACUUUAACUAUUUCUCUUUCUCUCUCUCUCUAUCUCGUCUCUCUUUCUCAUGUCUAUUAAGAAUCUCUCUAAAAAAAAAAGAAUGAAUUGGAUUCGACUAAAUUUUCUAUGAUUUGUUGACUAAUUCUUUCAUUUUAAAAGAAAGAAAUUGAAAAAGGUUUAAAAAUUCUUAUGAGAAGAGUGAGAUUUGUAAAUACAACAAACACUUGUUAAUUUCUCAAAACAUCACACUCUCGCCAACAAGUAAAAUAUACAUCUUUCAAUUUUCAUUUAUCUUCCUGUACAUUAAACAUAUUAACUUCAUUCGUUCAAAUUACUACUUAUUUUAAUUUACUCUCAGCUUUAUUGGAGGUUGGAACUUGAUUUUAAAAUUUUUAUUCUAUGGGUAAAUCCUAAAAAAAAAAUUUCCGCACAUAUUUUAAGAGAUUCUCUGUAUAUAAAAAGAAAAAAAAGUACAUUAUCUUUUCAUCACUUCUAUAUAUAUAUAACUUACGAGUCAAUUAUCAUUUAUGUAUUUACAGAAAUAUAGACAUUUUUUCUAUAUUCGAUUAUUUUUUCAAAAACUGAUAACUAGUGUGAAAAUAUGUAAAUUAAUUUUGCUUCUUCUAUUGUUAUUUUAAUAGAAUCACUUAUUAAAAAAUAAUUUUUAAUUAAACAAUAUUUAUUAUUUUAAUUAAUUAUUAAAAUUUAUAAUUGGAGAAAUAAAUUAUCUAUUUAAUAUUAAUUAUUAGUAAUAAAUAUGAAUUAUAUAAUUCUUAUUUUGAUAAUAUUGAAAUCUUAUCAAAAUAAGAGUAAAUAUGUAAUGAAAAGAUAUUGUUUUUUUUUUAAGACAAUGUAAAAGAUACACUACUCUACUAUUCUUUUUCUUGUUCCUCUCCUUACUUUUACAAGAAUGAAUGAUUAUCUACGAACGCACGAAGUUUGUUAAAUCCCGUCAUUAAGGGUUGAAAUUGAACAGUAUUAUGGAUAUUCAUAGACGCGUUUAUUAUUUUAUAUAUAAUAAUAACUAUUGGCAUAUAUUUUAAUACUUAGUUUAAAAAUGUUUGGAAAUAUAAUAAAUUUUUACUCGAGGCUGGAUUUCGAAUUAAAAUUCUAAAUUUUAAUAAUAAUUAAUACAGAUUAAUAAUUUUUUAAUUAUUGUAAUUAUUUACAAUAAUAUAUUAAAAACAAUAAUUAUAUUUUGUAGAUUAUAAAAUAUAAUAAACAAUAAAUUCAAAAAAAAAAAAAAAUAUUAAAUUAAAAUAUUUUUUCUAAUCUUAUUAAUCAAUAAUUAUUCUUAUUUUUAUAUUUCGAAAUGCAGCCACGAUGGUCCAGAUUAGAAAUUUUAAAUUUCUCAUCAGAGAAACAUUUUUAUUUUAUUAAUUCACAUUCUAGAUAAAUCUUAUGUCGAUUGACAGUAAUUUUUGUUAAAGUUGUUUAAGGUUUUUUAAAUAUAAUGAAAAAAAAAAUUCUCAUAAGAAACUAAGUGUAACUCAUGUACUUAAGAGACAAAAAAAAAAUAAUAAGAAAACAGGAAUAAAACAAAAUAUUUUUUCAUACGUAACUUUUCUACGAAUUCAAACGUAUUAUUGUGGUGAUGAUAAUAUCACAUUAUUUUUAAUAGAUUAAUAAUCAAAACUAAAUAUGCCGUGUAUUAUUAAACGGGUAAUAUACAUAUAAAUAAAUAUAUAUAUUAACUUAUAAAUUUUACUUGUAUUUCGGAUAGAGAUAAUAAUAAAUGUUAAAAAAAAGACUUGUCAGUAGUGAUGUGUUUGUUUUGAAAAAUAAUAGUUAUAGACAUAUCUUAUUCUUCGAAUAUGUAUCAUUUUUUUUUAUUUUGCAAAAGACAAAAAAAAAGUCAUAAUAAGCACUCUUAACUUUUGUAAUAAAAAAUUUUUCUUCUAAUGGAUAUAAGACACGUGUCCCGAAAACUUUUUUUUUUUAGAUGGUGUUUCUAAAAGUAUGUGUUCUAUUACUUUUUAAAAAGAAGAAGCACCAUCUGGACUGAUAUAAGAUUAAAGUUUUUGUUGGUUCAAUUAAUCCAACCAAGUUUUCUUUUUUCUUUUUUUUUUCAUUUAAAAAUUUAUUAUUAAUUUCUUGUCACAGAUUUUGCUGGUAAAAUCGCACAUCUCGUAUGGCUGUAUCCAUUUGAAUUAUAAAAAAUAAUAUUAAAAAAAAUAUAUAUUUAUAAAAUACCUUCUCAUAUAAUGAGAAUGUAAAAAAAUAUAAAAUACAGACUUUAUUGAAAAAAAAUAUAUAAUAAUAAAUAAGACUACCAUCAAUAGCAUAUCAAUAGGAAUAUAAUUAUUCAUUAUUUGUCAAGAUGGAAACAAACAUGACGGGAUGUUUUUUUUUUUAAUUAAAUUCUUGACAGCACAAGAAUAUUUUUUUUGUUUAAAUAAUAAUAAUAAAUAUUCGUUGAUAAAUUCUACUACAGCUGAUUGUGUAUAAUGUUGCACUACUACUAACACCGAUAUUUGAUAAAAAAAAAUUUAAUUAUACAAUUUACGCCUGCUUUAAGAUGUUUACUUAAGAAAAUGAAAAUUGUAAAAUAUACUGCUUAAUUUAAUGAAAGUCAAAACAAAAAAAAAAAACAAAAAAUUAUGUCUGUUAUACCAUAAAAUAAAGUGUACUUUAAGGAAUUAAUGUUAAUUAAGUGAUAACAAUGUUGGUUUCUGUUAUGUAGAAAUUAUGCUAAUAAUGUGCGCACAUUUUGAAGGGAGGGACUGAUACAUUUUUAGUUUAAUCGAAAUUUUAUGUACCUAAAUUCCUAAAUCAAAUUAAAACAAUGUAUAAUAUUAUAGAAAUAUAGAAACUUCAAGGCGAGAGAAAAUAAUAAAUAGAAUCAAAAUAUUAAUUAAUUAAAAUAGUAAUUUACUGAAAAAAAAAAUCAAAACUACCUUAAUUUUGUAAUUUUGUAUUUUUUUAUUUGUUAAAAAUUUACUGUUUAAAAUUAUUUUUCUAAACUUUCGAAAUGUAAAAAUAGAAAUUAAAUUAUUUUUUUUUAAUUUAUGUACUCUUAGAAUAUAAUUGUGAAUUAUUUAGAAGAAAAUGGAAAAUUUAAUCCGCAUUGAAGAUAAAAUAUUUCUAUCUAUAUAAACUAAAAUAUGAACAGUACCUCGCUUUAAUAUAAUUGUUAAGAGAAAAAAAAAAAAAAAAAGUGAACAUCUUACUAAUACGAUAAACACACGAUUGUUUUUAGCAAAAUAUUGCUGGUUAAUAAACAGAAUGUGCAUGUG